UGAAGAUGAAUAUUGCAGAGAGAUUAUAGAAAGAGGCUGAAAAGAAAAGAUUACAAUAAGAAGAAUAAUUGAAAAUAGGCAAUAAAGCUAUUAAAGAAAAAUAUGAAACAGAAUAUUAGGAAAACAAAAAUAAAUUGAGUUAGGAAAUCAAAUAAGACAUUAAAUUAAUCUCUCAAUAGUAUCCUAGUUUCUAAGUAAAUUCAAUUUACAAUUAAAAAGAAAUUUGCUUUGUACAAAAUUUAUAAGCAGUUCGAUUUCAAUAGAGAGAUUGCGAAUGAAUACAUUAGCAUUUAAAUCUAAAAUCAAAAUUAAUAAGACAAUGAUGAUGAUUGGAUUGAAAUUACUAGUAAAAGGAAAACCCUCUUUUAUAAGAUGUCUCAAUCAAAUAAAAAUAAUUAAAAACCUAAGAGAUCAUAAUCUGUGACUAAUAAAAAAGAGCCAGAAAAUGAUUCAUAAAGAUAGUCUUAUGUCAAUGAAAAUUAGAGAAAUUAAAGAAGAAAUAUCUCUGGAGAUAGAAAAAGAGAAGUUUCUCCAAGAAAAUUCAAUUAUCAAAAUCGAAAAUAUGAGAAAUUUGAUAAUGAUAGAAACAAUAUUAAAAAUGAAGGACGUAGAAAAUAGUUUUUAAAUUAAAAACCUAAUAUCCCUUUAUAAAACACAUAUUAACCUAAAUAUAUCUAUGUACCUAAAUAUGAAGAUGAUGAAUGUCCAUACGUGCCUAAAUCAAUAGUAACUUAAACUUAAAAUGUUUUUCAUCAAAAAUAAUAAGAAUAAAAUUUGAAUGGAAAUACUUAAGAAACUAUAAAUUAAUAAUCAAAUACAGAUCUAUUUAAACAAGUUAUGGUUUCAUAACAAUAGUAAAAUAAAUAGGAUUGUAUUGUUUAAGAUAAAAUAACAUAAGAUUAAUUGAAAAAAUAAGAAGAAUAAAUUAAAUAGGAUUAGAUUUAAAAAGAAAAAUAAAGAUUAGAAUAAAUAAAAUAAGAAUAAUUAAAAUAAGAAUAAUAAAGAUUAGAUUAAAUAAAAUAAGAAUAAAUAAGAUAAGAAUAAUAAAGAUAAAAUUAAUUAAAAUAAGAAUAAUAAAGAUUAGAAUAAAUUAGAUAAGAAUAAAUAAAACAAGAAGAACUAAGAUAAGAAUAAAUAAAAUAACAAAUAAAAAAUGAGCAAAUUAGAUAAGAAAAUAUUCGAUUAGAAGAAUUAAAAAAAGAAUAAAUUAAAUAAGAAUAAUUAAUAUUAGAAUAAUAGAAAAAUUCCUUAAAUUAAACAUAAUAAUUUAAUUAUUAAAAUCAAUCUCUCUUAUAAGAUUAAUAAUAACCAUAACCUUUGAAUUAAUAAUUUAAAAGCUCAAUGUUUGCUCCAUAAUUCUAGAUGGUUCCUUAAUAAGAGAAUUCAAAUAAUAAUAACCAGCCUUCUGUCUAUGAGAUGCUGAUGAGUUACAUUAAUUAUGAAUGA
This is a messenger RNA of Paramecium primaurelia, 1446 nucleotides long. NCBI's taxonomy places the organism in Eukaryota, Ciliophora, Oligohymenophorea, Peniculida, Parameciidae. The record is from the annotation of a GenBank genome assembly.